This is a messenger RNA of Papaver somniferum (opium poppy), 918 nucleotides long. RefSeq lists its product as uncharacterized. Gene Ontology annotation, molecular function: DNA helicase activity. The transcript has 4 exons. NCBI's taxonomy places the organism in Eukaryota, Viridiplantae, Streptophyta, Magnoliopsida, Ranunculales, Papaveraceae. The coding region runs from base 1 to 918 and encodes 305 amino acids. The record is from RefSeq and is a predicted model, not a curated record. Gene Ontology annotation, biological process: telomere maintenance; DNA repair.
AUGGAGGUUUCAAGCGAGAAAGGCGAUGAAGAUGAGAUCAAGAAGUUUGUAGAUGCUCGCUGGGUCUGCCCGCAAGAGGCUCUCUGGAGAAUAUACAAGUAUCAGAUGAAUAAGAUUUGUCCACCUGUUGUCUCAUUACAAAUACAUCUCAAAUAUCAGCAAAAGAUUUUUCUUCCCGAAGGGCGAACUGUGCGAGAAGUGUUGAGGCGAGAGAAGGCAUCCCUACAAAGCUUAUUAAAUAUUAAUGUAACAACAGUCAAUGGAAGAGUUAAUGUUGUUUUAGCUCGCACUAACAAUUACUAUUUGAGACUUCUGCUGAAUAAUGUAAGGGACCCAACUUUUUUUGAGGACCUGCUAAAGGUAGGUUCUGUUACCUUUUCGAUGUACAGAGAAGUGUCCCAACAUCUUGAUUUGUUAGAAAGUGAUACUUCCAUGCGUGAUACACUUCUUGAAGCAACACAAGUGCAUAUGCCUUCGUCUUUGAGAAGGCUUUUCUGCACACUUUCUACUCUUGGUCCAAAUUUAAUGAAGAAAUAUAAAUUCCCAGCCAUCACCGAAGACGUAGGUACUUCAGGAACAAAUGAUUUGGUCAUGGAAGAAAAAUCAAUUCACAUUCCUCCAGAAGAUUUAUCGGCUAUUGGCAGGAUAAACAACGACCAGAGGCAUGCAUUUGACAGGGCAGUGAAAUCCUUUAAUCGGUGCGAAAGUUCUAUAUUCAUUAUUGAUGGUCCGGGUGGUUCAGGGAAAACUUUCCUGUACAGGACGAUACUGGCCUUUCUAAGAACUGAAGGACAUAUUGCAAUUGCAACGGCGACAUCAGGAAUUGCUGCAACCAUGAUGCCAAGUGGGCGGAUCGCUCAUUCUAGGUUCAAGAUACCCGUACCAGCUGACUCAACAUCUACGUGCGACAUACCGUGA